CAUCGCCUAAGCUCUGUAGUGCUUCCCACAUUUGACCGACAAGGAGCUGUACGUUACGCCUCUACUCUACGACUCACAUUCCCUCAUCACAGUGCUUAUCGAGCCAUAGGCUUGUGUAUACUUCUUGGUUAACGCUAGUUUUAUCUUGAGGACCAUCUGAUCAGGCGAUCUUGAUCUUGAAAUAUCAGCAGUAAUAUGAUCAAAUUUGGAUUAAUAUCUGUUGGGGUUCUUCUCGUGGUGGCUUGUGGACAUCUGCCGGGAGCAUGUUCGCAAACAGGGGGGUGUUCGGAUGUGGGAUGCGCAAAGGGCAAGAUGUGUAUUGAGGAAGCCGGCAAUGUGACGUCCUGUGUGUGUCCUCAAGUCUGUCUGGACGAGCGUAUAACUGUGUGCAGCGUAUACGUACUAGAGUUUAAUAAUCUUUGCGAACUGCACAAGUUUGCUUGUCGCUACGAAAUACCUAUUGGUGUGGCCUCCAUGGGGCCUUGUGAUGUACAAGCUCUGAGACAAUCCUCAGGCCAGAAUGUGUCGGAGUGUGCGAGAGACAAUCUACUUCAAUUCGGAGAGCGCUACUUGGAGUGGAUACUCAUAAGCAGGCGGAGACUAGUUAACCGCUAUUACCAAGUCAAGGAAAGCGAGAAGGGCCACAACUUACCUCCGGAUAUGCGCAAAGAAUUAGCUCAGUGGGAGUUUGACAGAGUGGACUUCAAUCGUGACGGAGUCCUUUCCGGUCGGGAAAUCAACUCGAUCAUAGGACCGCUGCUCUUUCAUGAGAGGUGCAUAUACGGUUUUGUCAUGUCCUGCGAUGUGAACAAGAACUCUGUAAUCGAUAAACAGGAGUGGCUGUUGUGCUUUCCUGCAUUUGGUAUAAUCCGCGAUUGAAUGGAGCAAAUGAUGCAAUGGAGCAAGUGGUGCAAUGGUGCUUGAUGCAAAUGUAGCAAUGACAAUAUAGUGUGUGCCUCUACAGGUCUCCCCAUGACAGGUUCUCCAAUAGGGUUGUGGAUUCCAGAACCUAGUGAGUGAAAUCUGGAUCCUUAGUGUGUGGAUUCCGGCUUACCUGUCAUGGUGCGAAACAGAGUGGCUUGUUUGAUGGCAAUGGAAACAAUGUUGAGAUACACUUUGUAAUGUUUUUAAUUAGUUUCAAGGAAAUACAAGCAAAUAUUUACUCUGUCACCAUUUUUAUUUCUGUUACAGCGAGGUCGUCUGAAACGACCGAGUGGAGACGGCAGUACUAAUCAAUAAAAAGCGGGCUUCUGCCAAACUAUGCACGCAAGGGGAAGCUGGUCUCAAUAUGACCAGCUUGCUGUGCAUGCAUCGCAUGGCAGUUUUUGUUUUAAUAAAGUUGUUAUUUUUUACAGUG
This is a messenger RNA of Nematostella vectensis (starlet sea anemone), 1357 nucleotides long. RefSeq names its product testican-2. Gene Ontology annotation, biological process: anatomical structure development. The transcript has 6 exons. The coding region runs from base 196 to 879 and encodes 227 amino acids. The record is from RefSeq and is a predicted model, not a curated record. Gene Ontology annotation, molecular function: calcium ion binding; protein binding; collagen binding. Lineage: Eukaryota; Metazoa; Cnidaria; Anthozoa; Actiniaria; Edwardsiidae.